This is a messenger RNA of Parnassius mnemosyne (clouded apollo), 429 nucleotides long. NCBI's taxonomy places the organism in Eukaryota, Metazoa, Arthropoda, Insecta, Lepidoptera, Papilionidae. The record is from the annotation of a GenBank genome assembly.
AUGAGUUACAUGCUCGGGCAUUUGCAUAAUGGAUGGCAAGUAGACCAGGCUAUCUUAUCAGAAGAGGACAGAGUUGUGGUAAUUCGGUUUGGACAUGACUGGGAUCCCACAUGCAUGAAAAUGGAUGAAGUAUUGUAUAAUAUUGCAGAAAAAGUAAAGAAUUUUGCAGUGAUAUAUCUUGUGGACAUUACAGAAGUACCAGACUUUAAUAAAAUGUAUGAAUUGUAUGACCCCUGCACAGUGAUGUUCUUCUUCCGAAACAAGCAUAUAAUGAUUGAUCUUGGAACUGGUAACAAUAAUAAGAUAAAUUGGCCACUUGAAGAUAAGCAGGAAAUGAUUGAUAUAAUUGAAACAGUAUAUCGGGGCGCACGUAAAGGCAGAGGUCUAGUUGUUUCACCUAAAGAUUAUUCCACCAAAUACAGAUAUUGA